AUGGAUGAAUGGAUAGCAAGCCGUCAAGGCGGUGCACGUCAAUCCCAGCACAGUACAGAAGUUUGCGUUAUGCACAACAGAGGGUGCGUGAGCGCUAACAAGUUCUGUGUCUAUCGAAGUGUUCGAGAACGCUCUGAGGGAUACUGUCGGUUGCCCCGGCCGCAAUUGCUGCAGCAUUUGGUAUCUGAACCUCUCCAUUCUCGACUGCAAACUUGUGCUGAUACGGGCUGUACCUCCGAUCUGGCCCUCUCAGUCGGUAUUAACUUAACGUUUUUGGGUGGGCGCCUCCGGCCGAGAACCUUUCAAGAUUUCUCCAUGUCCGAUAUCGAAGCUGUUUUUCUCGGCUUUUGCUCAGGAACUGCGUUUUCCUUCCAUCAUCAACUAGUAACUACAGAGGAAAACGGCUAG
This is a messenger RNA of Fusarium graminearum PH-1, 408 nucleotides long. RefSeq lists its product as uncharacterized. The record is from RefSeq and is a predicted model, not a curated record. NCBI's taxonomy places the organism in Eukaryota, Fungi, Ascomycota, Sordariomycetes, Hypocreales, Nectriaceae. Bases 1 to 408 code for a protein of 135 amino acids. The transcript has a single exon.